UCGCAGUGGCUCUGUGCUCGGCUGCUCUGGCCUGCUGUGCUGGAGCUGUGAAAUCGCGCUGAUGGUCUGUCACAUUAUUUCUCACUGACACCGUCUGAGCGCAGGAGCACCACGCCAAAAGAUCAGCUUAAAAACACUUCAUAACACACAGCUCCGGUGUUUUUAAUCGGUAAGUGUUUUCUGGCGUGGAAUUGGAGAGGAGGAAGCGAGAGAGGGGGAAAUCAUAUAAGCCGAAAGGAAAUGCCAAUCGCCACUACUGGUCAUUCAGCGUCUCGAGAGCCCCGCGUCUGUUCCCCGGACCCCGUCCCCAAGCGUGCUGAUUUAUGCGAGGACGCAGGGGCCCAGCCAACGGAAUACGGGGGUUCAGAGGGGGGCCACAGCCUGGGCAGCACUAGACUCUCUGGAGCGCUUGAGAGCUCCUCUGCGGUGUCUCAUUCACCUCCCACUUCCCCUUUUCUCCACCACCACCACCAUCACCCCCAUCCAGUGACUAUGGAGCCCCCCAGGACUCGAUCACGCUCGCGGUCUGGAUUUUACCAUGGUGGAUUAUCUAACUCGAACGGUAAUGCUGGGAGUGGCGGCAGUGCGCUAAGUCCAGCUGGAGGACUAAGCCAUCACCACCACCACCACCUCCACCAACAGCAGCUCGGAGCUGCUCAUGGACACAUGGAAAACCUGCGCCCGCCCGGGAACAUGCUUUCCCCAGGGGCCCACAGACACACAGGGCCUGGAACGCACAGAAACUCCGGAGCAGGUGCAAUGGGAGGAGUAUACCACUAUCAUUCAGAGCAUGCGUGUGCCGACGCCACUGACAAGACGGAGGAUUCUCCAAGUCCAAAGAGACAGCGUCUUUCUCAGCAGUCUGUACUGGAGUUUACCUCUGCCCCUCCUUCCACACCCUCACCACCAAUCAGACCAUGGGAGCUUCCACCCAGUCGCAGACCACACCCCUAUCCCCACCCACACUACCACCCUGAACGCUGCCACACACCUGCACGGCACAGACGCAGUCCUCCAGUGCGGCGUCAGCGUGGCCGGCGAGAGCGUCUGUCACGGCACCAUCCCCCUCAUGGGUCCCCGGGUGGGGGACAGGAUGAAAACUAUCGCCACCCUCCUCACCCACAUUCGCUUCAUCCCUACGGCCAGCCACCAUCCCAUCCUCCACCUGGCCUUGAUGAGCCCCGGGCCUUUCACCCCCCCACGCUCUCGCCACGGUUAUUGCACCCUCCGCAGCAGGGAGCCAUGGUGAUGGACCUCCAUGAGCAGCUCCCUCAGGGUACAGUGCCGGUGUCAUAUACAGUUUCUCCAGUGCCGCCCCAUGGUCUACCUGCCCCCCUCUGUACAGGACAGCAUCUCCCAGCAUGCUCUUCUCAACAGCAGGUGCCCGCCUGUUCUGUGGUCUUCAGCGGACAGCAACACUAUCCAAUCUGUAGCGUACCACCUCCUAUGUUGCCAGCAUGUUCAGUGCAGCAUUUGCCAGUGCCGUACGCCGCAUUUCCUUCUCUUCUCUCCAGUGAUCCACCCUUCCUGCUGCAUCCGCCGCAUCUAUCACAUCAUCCGCCCCACCUCCCCACGCCUGGACAAUUCUUACCCUUCCAGACCCAACAGUCUCGAUCUCCACUGCAGAGGAUAGAGAAUGAGGUUGAGUUGUUGGGAGAACACCUGUCGGUAGGUGGAGGGUUUAGCUAUCCUCAUUCGGGGCAUCCUAGUCCUCUGCCCCCUUCCACCCCACUGCAGUUCCUCUCUCAUGAACCCCUGCCCCAGGAGCUCUUUGGAGUGCCGUAUCCACACUUCAUGCCUCGGCGAAUCACAGGCAGACGUUACCGCUCUCAGCAGGCUGUACCUCCACCUCCUUACCACCCAAGUCUGCUGCCCUACUUCCUAUCUGUUCUUCCAGUCCAGCCAACAGCAGUGGGUCCCACCAUUAGCUUAGAGCUGGAUGUAGAUGAUGGAGAGGUUGAGAAUUAUGAGGCUCUGUUAAACCUUGCUGAGCGGCUUGGAGAAGCGAAGCCUAGAGGUUUGACAAAAGCCGAUAUCGAACAGCUGCCUUCCUACAGAUUCAACCCCAGCAACCAUCAGUCAGAGCAGACAUUGUGUGUAGUGUGCAUGUGUGAUUUUGAGUCUCGUCAGCUGUUGAGAGUACUGCCCUGUAAUCAUGAAUUCCAUGCCAAGUGUGUCGACAAAUGGCUCAAGGCUAACAGAACCUGUCCUAUUUGCCGAGCAGAUGCCUCUGAAGUCCAGCGGGAUUCCGAGUGAAGCUGCUCACCGAACACACACACACACACACAUGCGCGCACACACACCACUAAACACUUCAGUCAUUCUCCUACCCUGUUACAUUCUAUUAACUUCCACAUGCAUAAUUACUCCUCGCACACAGAUGACUGCUGCAAAAGAUUCAUAAAAACUUUAUGCAUCAAAAUCAUCGUUUGAUAUUCAUCUAUGAAUAUCCAACUAACUGAGACACACACAAACACACACACAUCCCUUUGGUUGUUUGAUCACUAAUUCUUUGAGUGGAAGUCCAAAGAUUAUGGUUCAUAUUAUCAUUCUGGUUAUGAUAUUUUGUUUUUGUUUUGUUUUUUAAAAUAUAAAUAUAUAUAGUUUAGUUCUCCCCUUUGGGAGCGGGUGUUGGUAUGUUGCAGUCUUGUGUGAGUGAGUGAGUGUGUAUGUGCACUAACAUUCCCGGCUAUGUGAGCACACUGUGGUGUGGUGGUCUUUACGAAGGUUAAUGUUGUGAGCAUGGGCUUUUAUAUUUUACCAACAAAUAUAGCUAUAUAUAAAUAUGUAUGUAUGUAUCAAUAUAGAGGGACAAAUUACAAAAUUCAUAAUUUUUUUUGUUGUUGUUUUUUCCAAAAAAAGAAUUAUGGAACUGUCUUUUUCCAAAAAUGGGACAAAAGAUUCAAAUUAUAUCUAUACAUAAAACGGGACUUUUGGGUGGGUCUUGCUCAAUUAUGAUUUAGCAGUCUUUAUAGAAUUGGAAAACUGUGAGGUGUGUGUGUGUGCUUUUGUGUGAAAGAGAGUGUGUUUAUUAGAGAAUCAGUUGUUUGUUAUUUAUCCCAUAUGUAUGGUACAGAACACUGGCUUGUCGCUCUCACUUUUAUUCUUGUCUGGGAUUGGCUGAGGAUGCUGACUGACAUGACAUGUGAUUGGUUUGGAGGGGCAGUGGAAUAUUCUCCAAGUUCUUAUUUGAUGUAUCCUGCUGCAAACUUUUUUUCUUCUUCGGUUUUAUUUGCCGCCUAUCACGUUUACCAUCUACGAAACAGAAAUAACCUUUUAAAAAACCAUUAAAUAUGUAUUUCUAAUCCAUAGCCAGUCCUGCAGAUUGAUUAUGUAACGAAAUCACCACUUUUCUCAUUUAGUGUCAUAGUUUAUCCAAAAGUGAACAUUUGUGGAAAAUGUACUCAUCCUUAUGAAUUUUCUUCUUCUGUUGAACAACAGAUAUUUUGAAGAAUGUUGGUAACCCAGCAGUUUACUUCCAUGGUAUUUUCCCCCAAACUAUAGAACUGUUAGGUUACCAACAUUCUUCAAAAUAUCUUCUAUUGCUCUCAACAGAAGAAAGUAAAUUUUGACAGGUUUGCAACAACUUGAGGGUAAUUCAGAUUUAGAGUAAAUGUCAUUUUCUUUUUUUUGUGUGAGCUAUCCAUAAAAAAACUUGCAUUUCUUAAAAUAGUGAUUCUCCAUCUAUUAAACCCAAGCUAAAGUUUCAUUUUUGCAAAUUAGUCAUAUGCUUGUUAACCCACGAUACCCCUGAGUUUACCUAAAUUAGCUGUCAUUUUUAAUUUAGGUCAUUAUUUGAUUUCGUAUGUCUUAAAAUUUAGUAAUCAAGGACUCAAGGGUAUGUGUAUGCACAAUGCCUGUUCAAAGAGUACCGAUUAUAUCGUAGCAUUUCUGUUUCUUUGAAAAGGGAAACGCACUGAUUCUGCAGGAUAAAAUGGAGGGCAACACACACGGACCCCUUGCGAAAUGCGGCGUUUUAAGUACCUUCCCUUUAUCCCUGCAAGGCUCUUGGUCUUAGUAAACGGUUUACAUCUCUUGUCCUUUCAUUUGCUCUCUCACUGCCCUCUCUGUUCAGUUUUUUUUAAACAGCCUUCCAGUGCACCCAUUCAUACAGCCUCCAUAAGGCUGUUAUAGCCAUUCAUAGCCAUGUGCGUUACUUUAUAAUGAAUGCCUAAGAUGCGUUAUGACCUACAGGGGUGUUUGUGUGUGUAUGAUUGUUUUCUGUCAUGCAUUGUUAUCGUUAUGAAUGGAUAUAACUGCCUGUGUCGCAUUAUGUAGGCUCUAUGACUGGUGUAGAAAGUGUCAUAUGAAUUGUGAUGUAGUCUCAGAGCCUGCAGUGUCUUAAUGAGAGAUGCCUUUAAACCAUUCUCCGGUGUUGUCCGCUUUAGUGUCAUAAGUCGAAUUCAUUACCAGAAAAUUAUGAAUUCUUUGUUCUUUGCAAACAACAAAUGUGCAUUACCUUACUUACUUACAUUGUCAUUCUGUGUUAUAGAAGUUUUAUUUUUCCCUGCUUGGUACAAUAGCAGUUACCUCAGUUUUACUAUUUAUGUUUUUUCCCCUUAUUCUUUUGCAACACCAAUAAGAGAGCUUAUGAAUUCUCUUGCAUUUGUUUAUUGGUUGUUUUAAUUCUUACCAUUAAAAAUACAAUUGUAUCAUUUAA
Messenger RNA from Onychostoma macrolepis, 4660 nucleotides. RefSeq names its product ring finger protein 38 (gene rnf38). The record is from RefSeq and is a predicted model, not a curated record. The transcript has 13 exons. NCBI's taxonomy places the organism in Eukaryota, Metazoa, Chordata, Actinopteri, Cypriniformes, Cyprinidae. Bases 241 to 2256 code for a protein of 671 amino acids.